UUGCCAGCUGUUGUCAUUCGACCCUCGGGACUACAACAGCUAGUCCCGAUUGAGGACAACGGCGAUGAAACGAUCACUGUUCAUUACCAGCCUGAGGAACGCGGAAUGCAUGAGCUGCACGUGAGCGCUAUCACUGGUCCUCACAGCGCUGCUUCUGGUAUCCAGGUCUCUGCGGUUUUCGCCAGUUCGCCAGCCGAAUCUGGUGGAUCUCGAAAUCUUGUCCAGCUUCCUGGCAGUCCAUAUCGCUUCUUUGUGGACAAGAGCUGUCCGGGUCGCGUUUCUGCUUUUGGUCCCGGUCUAAGCCACGGUCAGACUGGCAGGCCAGCUGAAUUCACAAUUGUCACAAAAGAGGCUGGAGCAGGUAAUAUAAGUAUACUCAUGAAGCAUUAUAGUGACUUAUUGCCUGCCCAUUUCAAGCUUAUACAGUGCCUUUUACGAUAUUUCUUAUGUUACUCCAUUCCCAUAUCAUUUUACGUAUAUAUAUGGUUUUAA
Protopolystoma xenopodis is the source of this 492-nucleotide messenger RNA. Lineage: Eukaryota; Metazoa; Platyhelminthes; Monogenea; Polystomatidea; Polystomatidae. The record is from the annotation of a GenBank genome assembly.